Messenger RNA from Pungitius pungitius (ninespine stickleback), 4391 nucleotides. It is a transcript of the gene plch2b, whose product is annotated as phospholipase C, eta 2b. Gene Ontology annotation, molecular function: calcium ion binding; phosphatidylinositol-4,5-bisphosphate phospholipase C activity. The transcript is spliced from 20 exons. The record is from RefSeq and is a predicted model, not a curated record. NCBI's taxonomy places the organism in Eukaryota, Metazoa, Chordata, Actinopteri, Perciformes, Gasterosteidae. The coding region runs from base 26 to 3793 and encodes 1255 amino acids. Gene Ontology annotation, biological process: lipid metabolic process; phosphatidylinositol-mediated signaling; release of sequestered calcium ion into cytosol.
GGCGGGACAGGAGAGUCGGACUCGAAUGAACAGCUCCGGGAUGAACAGCACCCGAGCAACGGCACCUCUGUCACCGGGGCUGAGUGGCACCCCGCCGCGCUCCCCUCUGUCACCCGAGAAGACCACCUUCCAGUCUCCGGGGUCCCUGUCGUCAGGUGCGUUCUCCCCUUUGCACGCCAAGGGUUCCGCUCAUCAGGCCAAACGGGCCCCCGGUCCUUUGAAUUCAUCCAACCCGUCCAUCAUGAGCUCUCCAAAACUCUGGCAGAAAGCGUCCAUCUCUAGACUCGCCGAGGAGUUUUUCUGGAUCGGUGGCAGCGUGGUCGCGCAGCCCAAAUGGAGACUGGGCCAGAUAGUGGAGAGGUGUAUGUGCACCAUGCAGACCGGCACUCACAUGACCAAAAUGAAGGGCAAGAAGAAAGGACUGGUCCGAUUCUUUUACCUGGACGAGCACAAGUCCUGCAUCCGAUGGCGGCCCUCCAGAAAACAUGACAAGGCCAAAAUAACCAUUGAUUCCAUCCACGAAGUCUGUGAGGGGAAAAGGUCGGAGGUCUUCAGGCGGUAUGCAGACAACCGCUUCGACCCAAACUACUGCUUCAGCAUUUACUACGGGGAGAGAGUGAAGUCUCUGGACCUGGUCUCCACCAACGCAGAGGAGGCCCGCACGUGGAUCACUGGGCUGACGUACCUCAUGGCUGGCAUCAGCGACGAGGACAGUUUGGCCCGGAGGCAGCGCACCCGCGAUCAGUGGUUGCAGCAGACUUUCUCCGAAGCGGACAAAAACGGAGACGGCGCCUUGAGCAUCGGAGAGGUUCACCAGCUGCUCCACAAACUCAACGUGAAUUUACCAAAGCAGAAAGUCAGGGAGAUGUUUCAAGAAGCAGACACAGACGACAACCAGGGCUCUCUGGCCUUUGAAGAAUUCUGUUUGUUCUAUAAGAUGAUUUCCACACGCAGGGACCUCUACCUGAUAAUGAUCUCCUACAGCAAUCAGAAGGAAGUCAUGGAUCUGCAUGACAUUGCACGCUUUCUGGAAAACGAACAGAAGAUGCGAGGAUUGGCCAAAGAGUAUUUGAUCGAUAUAGUGGCCCGGUUUGAACCCUGUCCUGAGAACCUGCAGCGUACGGUACUCGGUAUUGAUGGUUUCACCAACUACAUGAGGAGCCCUGCAGGGGACAUUUUCAACCCUGAGCACAACCACGUGAACCAGGACAUGACGCAGCCUCUGACUAACUACUUCAUCGCCACUUCGCACAACACCUACCUGACGGGAGACCAGCUGCUCUCUCAGUCCCGCGUGGAAAUGUACGCCUACGUUCUCCAGGCAGGUUGUCGCUGUGUGGAGGUGGACUGCUGGGACGGGCCCGACGGGGAGCCUAUCAUUCAUCACGGCUACACCUUGACAUCCAAAAUUCUCUUCAAAGAUGUCAUUGAAACCAUUAACAAAUACGCCUUCACAAAAUCCCCGUACCCAGUGAUCUUGUCCAUAGAGAACCACUGCAGUGUGCCUCAGCAGAAAAAGAUGGCUGAGUAUCUGAGAGAAGUGCUGCAGGACAAACUGGAUCUUUCAAGUGUCAAUGUGCACGAAUGCAAGAAGCUGCCUUCCCCCGAGAUCCUGAAAGGAAAAGUCCUUGUCAAGGGGAAAAAACUGCCAGCAAACCUCGAUCCUGAUGCAGAGGAAGGUGACGUGUCUGAUGAAGACACCGGUGGUGAGGAAGAGGAGGAAGGCGAAGAUGAUAGUGACAACUCAGAGGAGGGGGGCAUCAUUAACUCUACCAAUCAAACCAAAAAGAACUCGCGAUUUGGCAGUUCCAUCAUGAGGAGCUUCAAACGAAAGAGAAAAAAGAGAAUAAGAGUAAGAAGCAAGACAAUGUCUGAUGGCGAGUCUGACCAGAGCAGCAUCAAGGAGAGAACAAAGAUUGUUUAUCAUCCCAAGAAGAGGAAAACCAUGAGGUUGUCCCGCGCUCUGUCCGACCUUGUCAAGUACACAAAAUCUGUCCGUGUGCAUGACAUAGAGACACAAGCGUUUGCAAACAGUUGGCAGGUAUCGUCCCUCAACGAGACCGUCAUGAACCAGAUCUUACACCUGAAGCCGGGGGAGCUGGUCCGUUUCAACCAGCGGCAACUCAUGAGAGUCUAUCCCUCCAACUACAGAGUGGACUCCAGCAACUUCAACCCACAGCCCUACUGGAACGCAGGAUGCCACAUGGUUGCAAUGAAUUAUCAAACAGAGGGCCGUAUGCUUGAGCUGAACCAAGCCAAGUUCUCGAGCAAUGGAAACUGUGGAUAUAUUCUAAGGCCUAAGUGUAUAAGUAAAGCUUCCUUUAACCCCAUGUUGGAGGAUCCUCUACCAGGACAGAGGAAGACGCAGCUGGUGUUGAAGAUCAUCAGCGGGCAGCAGCUUCCCAAACCCAAAGACUCAAUGUUUGGGGACAGAGGAGAGAUUAUCGAUCCUUUCGUUGAGGUUGAGAUAAUCGGCCUUAACGUAGAUUGUUCCAAGCAGCAGACCAGGGUGGUGGAUGACAAUGGUUUCAACCCGAUGUGGGAGGAGACCCUCGUCUUCAACAUUCUAAUGCCACAGAUUGCACUGGUGCGUUUCCAGGUGUGGGACCACGAUCCUAUUGGACGUGAUUUCAUUGGACAUAGGACAGUUGCUUUCAGGAGUAUGAUGCCAGGUUAUCGGCACGUGUACCUGGAAGGAAAGGCAGAGUCAUCCAUCUUUGUCCACGUCGCUAUCAAUGAUAUAACCGGAAAGAUGAAACCCACAAAUGCGGUGCAUGCGGCCAGAAAACACUUCCAAAAAGCAGCCCAGAAGCACAUGAAGGGCCCCCAGAGGCACCCCUCUCUGGACUUCUCUGUCCAGUCCUCAGAAGACGGACGCGGUUUGUUCUUCCGCAAGGACCUGGACACCAUUUCUCAGGACAGCAGGAACGGUGAACUAUUUCCUCUGCUAAUGGGGCCAGCAGCCAAGGCUGCCGUGCACAAAGGGGCCAUGAGUGAGCCAGUGAAGCGAGCCCACAGAGUUAAAAUCCAGGAACCGGCAGAGACAAGGAGAGGGGUCUUCAGCCGGAUGUCCUCCACGGACUCCCACCACACCGCUCCCUAUGCGAAGGCGGACAGCUUUGACUUUGAGACCUCGCCCCAGGGUUCUAGUUUCGAUCAGCCUGACAGCCAGAAUCGAAUCCAAGAAGAGCUGGAGAACGAACCCGACGACUCAAACGGCUCCGAGCGAGAGACAGUUCAAACGUUCGAACCGGAGCAGCCUGAACCACCUGAGGAAUUACCAGAGCCAGACAGGGUCACUCCCAUCGGACCCCAACAACCGGCCGAAACUCAAAGUCGGCCCGACUCACCCCCUCGGCCUCGGCCCAUCGCACGGCACGCGCUCCCGCCCGGAACCAGCCUCCCUCCGCCCGUCCCUCCGUCGUCCCCUGCCAGGGUGAGACGAACUCUAGAGGCGUCUUCAAGACCCCGAGCGCCCGCCAACGCGCGCUCACACAGCUGCCCCCGGAGAACGCCCGCCUCUCCCCAGACGCCGGUGGCGAGGCGGCAGCCCUCGGCGCACUGGAAGACGCAGCGAAACCACAGCCAGACGAGGCCCAUCCCCAACGGCCUGUGCCUGUCCGACAGCACGUCCGUCAGCAGCGAAGGCAGCACCGACAGCGGGGAGUUUGUGGCGUCCGGCGUGCCGGAGAAACGCGAGGGGACGCUGCAGAGGGAGAUGAAGGCCCUUUUUGACCAGAAGAUGAGAGAGAUGCACUGUAAAUCGCCACUUUUUCAAAAUAGUGAGUCAUAGGGGAUACCAAUUCACGGAUGCAAAAUGAAGUUAAGUGACUUCAUAAAGUUGUAGUUGUGCUCUAUUUUAGAUUAGAACGAUAUCUUCAAAGACACAGGAGAAAAAAGAAUGACAACAUAUCACAUAAAGAUUCAGAGUAAGAAGUUUAGAUUUUUUUGAAUAGAUCAGUAGGACGACACCACACAGAAUUCCUUGAUUAGACAGUUUUUUAUUGUUGUAAUGUCAGCACAGCUUUCAAGCAUGAUCAUUUUUUAUUGUGGAUGUUACGUAAUGCCAUUGCCAACUGUACAAAACAUGUUAAUUUGAAUAACAAAGUAGGUACAUGAGCAUUAUUUGUUAGUUGGAUCUUUUUAAUAAUUGUUUUUUUUAAUAUUCAGCAAUUGCUUUUUCAUCAAAAUUGUAGCAUUCUUACUUGGAAAUCAAUACAAUUAGUAAUUUAAUAAAGGUUUUAUCAUAUUAAGUGAUUUCUCUUUUUUUUCUGAUGUAUCGUUAGAACUACGAGGUUCAAAACCUACAGAUAAAUUAAUGUCCAUGUCAAAGUACUACAAGACAAUGACAAGAUACGUCGUAUCUCCCUAAAACCAAGGUGAUAUAUUCA